AGUGACGUUACUGGGGUAAAUACGCAGAUUAUAUAUUUAUUUCAUCAAAAGAAAAGAAGAAAUAAAAAUUGAAGAAUUGCCAACAAAUUUAUGGUGUAAAAGUUCGUGCUUAUUGUCACACGUAAUAUUUCUAAAUAAAGUCGAAUUGAGGUUUUCACGAAAAUCGCCUGAAAAUUGCGAAAACCUCAAACAAUCGAAUACACAAAAUUGGUUAAAAAUCUGGAGCAAUAAGCUGCAUUUGUAACAAUAAAGAAAAACGGAGACGUAAGUUUACAAGGAUUCAAAUCUUCUUUUUACCGAAACAAUUCAUUCGGCAAGAAUUUUAAAAGUCAAAUUACAUACGCAAUCGAAUCACGAAUCAGGCUUAGAUGGUGAACACUAGAUUAUGCUCAAGCGGAAUUAACCACAGCUGAAAUGUAUUGGAUUGCUCAUUUAGACGGUGGACCUUGUCGUGUUAACCAUACAGCGGUGGUCGUUGGAGAUUUCAUAUAUUCAUUUGGUGGCUACUGCUCCAGUGAUGAAUACAAAUUGAAUCAUACGAUUGAUGUACAUGUGCUCAAUACCCACAAUUUGCGAUGGUUCUUAAUACCACCCAAGAGAGACAGCACGGGUGCAUUGCUUGAAUAUCCAGCUGUGCCUUUUCAAAGAUACGGACACUCAGCCGUUGCAUACAAACAGAAGGUGUAUAUGUGGGGCGGUCGAAACGAUGAGAUGUGUUGCAGUAUUUUGUUUUGUUUCGACACUAUCACACAUCAAUGGUCCAAGCCGGAAGUGAACGGAGAAAUACCAGCUGUUAGAGAUGGUCAUACGGCAUGCAUUGUCGAUCACAAUAUGUAUAUUUUCGGUGGUUUCGAAGAGCAAGCCAAUCGGUUCUCCUGCGAUGUUCAUUGUUUGAAUUUGGAGACGAUGACUUGGAGUUACCUGUCGACGACUGAACAACCGCCCAGUUAUCGUGACUUUCAUACGGCUACCGUGCUGGACAAUAAAAUGUACAUAUUUGGUGGACGAGGCGACCGUCAUAGUCCGUUUCAUACUCAAGAAGAAAUCUAUUGUGAUCAACUGGUGUACUUGGAUUUAAGUACACGAAAAUGGACGAAACCGAAUGCAACUGGUUCGGUUCCAUUGGGUCGUCGGAGUCAUUCUGCAUUUGUGUACAAUAAACAAUUAUACGUGUUCGGCGGCUACAACAGUAUUAUGGAGAAGCAUUUCAAUGACUUGUAUUGCUACAAUCCGUCAUUGAACCGAUGGAGUGUGGUCACCGCACGUGGUGUACCUCCACGACCCAGACGACGACAAGUGUGCCUCGUAAUCGACAAACGGAUGUAUCUAUUCGGUGGGACAAGCCCGUACGCAGUUCCAAUACAUUCGUCAAAUCGACAAAAUCUUCCCUUGUUGCUGGAUUACAGUGAUAUUCAUGUAUUCGAUUUUGAACCAACUUUAAAGACUUUAGCGAUACGAGCGGUUUUAGACUACGAAAUCGAUCAGUCAUUGCUUCCACAAUGCAUUAGAUCCGAAAUACGUUCGAUGACAAUGUCCAAUACGAUUAGUAGACCGUUAAAUAGCACCGGUUAAAUAUUCUAACCACGUCCGUGAGUUCGACGAGUUUUAAGAACAAAAUUUAAGUCUGAAAAAAGGUUAAAUCACCGGUGGUCGAUGAAGAAAACAUUUUCGGGAAUUAUUUUCUCUCUUUUUUUUAUUUGAACAUUUUUAUUUAAACUUCUUUUCGUUUAGUUUUCGUAUCCGCCAUUCAUACAUUUGUAUACUUAUCCAAAGGUUAAUAGCCGAAUGCAAUUUAUUGCGAUUUAUUAUUUUAACAAAUUUGUUAAUUCGAAACGGCACCGUGUCGGUGCCAAAAUAUUUGUAUAUUUUCACGUGGGGAGAAUUUAGCCAACAACAUAAACGACAAGCCGGAAAAAUGCUUGUCAUUCAAUUUGUGAUAUCAAAUGGCUCUUCUCCUAUUUAAACAAUUAUAAAAUGAAUAAUUUCGAAAAUCA
Molecule: messenger RNA, 1994 nt
Organism: Bradysia coprophila
Lineage: Eukaryota; Metazoa; Arthropoda; Insecta; Diptera; Sciaridae
Product: kelch domain-containing protein 3
Cellular component (GO): cytoplasm
Molecular function (GO): protein binding; chromatin binding
Source: RefSeq, a predicted model, not a curated record